UAGCCAACUAUCCAUCUCUAUCGAUUAACUUCUCAGUUUGGACCACAAAUAUUUACAUUAUUAUUUUGUAUUAGAAAAUUAGGAAUUUGUAAUUUAAAGCGUUGAAAACUAGGCUGAAAUCAAGAUGAGUGCCGCCGCCGCCGCGUCUGGGAUUCAGAGCACAGCGGGCGCCAUUCCCAUGCGCAAUGAGAAGGGUGAAUUGUCCAUGCAGAAGGUGAAGGUGCAGCGCUACAUAUCCGGCAAGCGGCCCGACUACGCCCAGGCGGACUCCAGUUCGGAGGAGAGCGACGAGGAUGACUUCAUUGACACCAGGAAGCGGCUGGAGCGCCACAAGGCGGAGCGGCACAAACUGGAGCUCUCCCGCCGCGCGGGCAGCGCCGAGGGGGAGGAGCGGGCGGCGGGCGAUAAUGCCGAGGAGGACGAGGCCGAGGUGGACGAUCCCCGGCUGCGCAGAUUGCGCCAGCGACCCGUGGACAUGGAGGACAUGGAACGCGAGCGACGCGAACGCCACCGACACAUCCACGAGCCGGAGAUCAUGGAGAGCGACAGCGAGGACGAGGAGGAGGAGGAGCCGCCGCAGCGAGCCAUUGAGCGCGGCACCAACAAGAUCACACUGGCCUCCGAAUCGGACACGGAUGCGGAGCUCAGCGACGCGGAGCUGGAGAGCCGGCGCACCAAGCUACGUUCCCGGAUGCUGCAGCAGCAGCGCGAGGAGGAGGUGCUGCAGAAGGAGGACGAGAAGCAGUCAGAGUCCUCCGAAUCCGAGAGCUCCGAGUACGAGGAGGAGACGGAGAGCGAGGAGGACAACGAGCCGCGCCUGAAACCGCUCUUUGUGCGCAAACGAGAUAGGGCCACCAUCCAGGAGAAGGAGCGCGAGGCCCAGAAGCAGAAGCAGCUGGAGGCGGAGGCCAAGCGGGCGGCCAAGGAGCGGCGCAGGGCCACGCUGCGAAUGGUCGAGGAGAGCGUGAAGAAGGAUCUGGAGAAGACCAAGCCGGAGAGCAACGAGGCGUGCAUCGAGGAUGUGUGCACGGAUGACGAGAACGACGAGGUGGAGUACGAGGCCUGGAAGCUGCGCGAGCUCAAGCGGAUGAAGCGGGAUCGCGAGGAGCGAGAUAACACUGAACGCGAAAAGCUGGACAUCGAUCGCAUGCGCAACAUGACCGAGGAGGAGCGGCGCCAGGAGCUGCGCCAGAACCCCAAAACGGUGACCAACAAGGCCACCAAGGGCAAGUACAAGUUCCUGCAGAAGUACUACCAUCGCGGCGCCUUCUACCUGGACGAGGAGAACGAUGUGCUGAAGCGAGACUUUGCCCAGGCCACGCUGGAGGAUCACUUCGACAAGACCAUCCUGCCCAAGGUGAUGCAGGUGAAGAAUUUCGGCCGCUGCGGCCGCACCAAGUACACGCAUUUAGUCGAUCAGGACACCACCAAGUUCGAUUCGCCCUGGUACGCCGAAUCCUCGAGCAACAUCAAGUUCCACAACGAACGCGCCGGCGGCAUGAGGCAGCAGUUUGACAAGCCCACGGGUUCGAAGCGCAAGAAGAUGGAGUAGUUGUAAGCAGUGUGAUGUAUUUGACAGGUCGUU
Molecule: messenger RNA, 1585 nt
Organism: Drosophila takahashii
Lineage: Eukaryota; Metazoa; Arthropoda; Insecta; Diptera; Drosophilidae
Gene: Mfap1
Product: Microfibril-associated protein 1
Biological process (GO): mRNA splicing, via spliceosome
Cellular component (GO): U2-type spliceosomal complex
Molecular function (GO): RNA binding
Source: RefSeq, a predicted model, not a curated record